AUCUGCAGAACAACACUGACCAAGAAGGGAGAAAAGGGAGGAGGGGGGAGAUCACAGUUUCAGACUCCAUCAAGCACAGCCAACUCCUCCCCUCUCAGCCACAUAUCUACUGUAUCACCACGUCCAGACAGGGGCCUUCCUUGGUGUGCAAAACAGCUGAAAGCUGCUUACCUUCAGGAUGAGAUCGAGGCAGCUGGUGUGCGGAAUCUGGAGCCUGUGUUUCACAUUCUGCCUCUUCUGCAUCUUUCUUCACCAAACCACAGCAAAAAGAAAACUGAAGUUUGUGUCCGUAGUGUUUCAUCACGGUGAUCAUACCCCACAGGAGUUUUUUCCAACUGACAAGCACAAAGAAAUUGCAAGGCAGCAUGGAUACGGACAGCUUACCAAGUUUGGCAUACAGCAACAGUAUGAGCUUGGGCAGUAUAUGCGGAGAAGAUACUCCUAUUUCCUGAGCGUUGUUUACAAACGGUCUGAGAUUUAUGUCCAGAGCACUGAUUGUGAUCAAACACUUAUGAGUGCUCAGGCAACUCUUGCUGGGCUGUAUCCACCAACACAAGGACACAUUUGGAAUCCCAGAAUCCUUUGGCAGCCAAUUCCAGUUCACACAGUGCCACUGUCAAAUGAUAACUUGCUUCAUGUACCUUUCUCCCACUGCCCAAAAUACAAUGAGCUUCUGAGAGAAACCUCUGCAUCAAGAGAUUUCCAAAAGCAGCUUAAGCAGUACAGGUCUUUUCUCAAGUUUUUAGCCUCUCACACUGGAUACCCACUGAAGAAACUGAACAGUGAAAGAAUUUUGAGGAUCUCUGACACUUUACAAUAUGAGGAUAUUAACAAUUACACUUUACCUGCUUGGGCUACUCAUGGUGUCAGGACCAAGCUGAUAAAGCUCUCAGAAUUGUUACUGCAGGCGGAAUUUGGGUUCCACAAACAAAUACAAAAAUCACGUUUGCAGGGAGGUCUUCUUUUAAAAACUAUCCUAAAGCAUAUGUCAGAUGCUAGAAAGUCUUCACACCAUCAAAAAAUGAUUAUAUAUUCUGCGCAUGCAACCACCAUUGUUGCCUUACAGAUGGCACUCCAUGUUUUCAAUGGGAAAUUGCCUCCUUAUAGUGCUUGUCAUUUCUUUGAACUUUACCAGGAAAAAAAUGGCAGGCAAUACACCAUAGAGAUGUACUACCGGAAUAAUACUUUGAGAGAUCCUCACCCUCUUACUCUCCCUGGAUGCAGUUUUCGCUGUCCACUGGAGAGAUUUACUCAUUUGGUCUCCCCAGUCCUUGUACAACAUUGGACAAAAGAAUGUAGGGUGUAGGACAUAAAAUGGGGUGAUGCCUCCAGGAAAUUCAAAACAGCUUUCAAAACAGUUCCUCCCACACUGUGAUGUUACUACAGUCUGAAAUUUCUCAUUAACUUCCAUCAGUAUGAACAACAGUCUCCUGAUCUCUAUCAAAGGAAAAAACAUUCAUCAGUACAGCAAAACAAAAUUACAGAAAGAAGUAAUUUACCUUUCCUUAAGAGUAGCUUUCUUUUAUAAAGGAUAAAACCCAAAUGUAUUCUGCAAUUGAGUAUUUUUUUCUAGGUUUAUUCAUUGUAAAGUGAUUUGACAGGACUGAUUCAAGAGCAUAAUUUAAAUUAUAGUGCUUUGAAGGGCUAUAGCUUUAACAUAGAGCAAAACUGGAAAAUACUGCUGAAGGGAUGCUGUUUCCUUAUGAAGACUGGGACAAUGGUGAGGGAGGCAGUGCUCCAAAAGGAGCCAGCAACUGGGGAGUCAUUCCAGUUUCCCCAUACUUUAUAUUAUUCAAGAAAUUAUUUUACAAAAACAGAUCUCAGAAGCUACAAAAAUAACGAUAGAGGCUGUUUACUUAGUGAAUACUUGUCUUUCCUUGUGUGCAGGGAGUGGGGUGUGUGGUGUUUUUUUCUUUGUCUAUAUACACAAAUAUUACACAUGUAUACAGGAGGAAGGUGAGAGUCAUGGAAAUAAUGGACCAUGGGGCUACACCUAAAAGCAGCCUGCAAACAAUCAGUCUGGCUGUCAUAAAGACUUGGCAGGCAAUUCGUUGACCCAUCAUGGCUCUCACAUACUGAGUCACUGUGUCUUCUCCCAAAAAGAGAGCAAGGCUAAGUGUCAACUGUGAAAGAAAAAUCAUUUGUGAUUUCAAACAGCUUUACAAACACCUUCCUUUUGUUCUGUUACCUCGAUAAUGUACUCUGCUCUGAUAAUAUAAAGCCUGUGCUUCAGA
This is a messenger RNA of Coturnix japonica (Japanese quail), 2234 nucleotides long. Its product is annotated as prostatic acid phosphatase-like. The record is from RefSeq and is a predicted model, not a curated record. Gene Ontology annotation, cellular component: plasma membrane. Gene Ontology annotation, molecular function: phosphatase activity. Gene Ontology annotation, biological process: dephosphorylation. NCBI's taxonomy places the organism in Eukaryota, Metazoa, Chordata, Aves, Galliformes, Phasianidae.